Molecule: messenger RNA, 987 nt
Organism: Blastocystis hominis
Lineage: Eukaryota; Bigyra; Opalinata; Blastocystidae
Exons: 3
Coding region: 1-987 (328 amino acids)
Cellular component (GO): cytosol
Molecular function (GO): aldose reductase (NADPH) activity
Source: RefSeq, a predicted model, not a curated record
AUGAUCAACAAUUGUACACUUCAACCCAAUUUACCAUAUUUUGUUACUAUGCUGGAUUUGACUUCCACGAACUUGGGAAACAACCGACGAAAUAACCAUCAAAUGCUCUUUAACUUCCAGAAUAAUGGCAAAGCAAUCGGGACUGCGAUAAAGCAAUGUAUCGAAGAAGGACUGGUGAAGCGUGAAGAUCUUUUCAUUACCACCAAACUCUGGGUGGUGGACUGGAAGAAAGAGAACGUUGAGAAGGCUAUUCGGCAAUGUCUUUCGGACCUUCAGACCGACUACAUUGAUCUCUACCUCAUUCACUGGCCAGGUGCAUGCAAUCUGCCCGAAGACGAAGAAAAGAAACGUCAAGAGGGAUAUUUCUUUGACUACAAUGGUACUCAGCCCGAUGAACCGGGUCGUCGUUUGGGUUAUCAGAUUGAGAAUUUGAAAGAAACCUGGGGUGCAAUGGAGAAACUGAAAGAAAGCGGACUAGCUCGUUCCAUUGGUGUGUCGAACUUCACAACGAAGAAACUGAAGGAUUUGCUCUCCUUCUGCACGAUCAAGCCUGCCAUGAAUCAAGUCGAACUCCACCCCUAUUUACAGCAAUGGGAGCUGAAAGAAUUCUGUGAUUCACAGGGCAUCUUCCUGACCGCGUAUUAUCCACUCGGCGGAUCCGCGAAUGCUACAGGCCAGCGAGAAGAACCGCUCAUGAAACAUCCCAUUCUCCGAACGAUCGCAGAGAAAUACGACAAGUCGACAGCGCAGGUGAUGAUUCGCUGGGCGAUUCAGAGAGGCACGGUGUGCAUUCCAAAGUCCUCGUCGCCUGAGCGAAUCGUGCAGAACUGCGACGUGUUCGAUUUCGAAUUGACGGAGGAGGAGAUGAGAGAGAUUCGAGCGAUGGAUCGGCAUCAUCGAUUCUGCAAUGGCGCUUUCCUGCUCCCAGCACCCUUCACAUGGAAGGAUCUGUGGGAUGGAGAGAACGUGGCGUUGCGUGUUUGUUGA